This is a messenger RNA of Dothidotthia symphoricarpi CBS 119687, 2538 nucleotides long. RefSeq lists its product as uncharacterized. The record is from RefSeq and is a predicted model, not a curated record. The coding region runs from base 335 to 2434 and encodes 699 amino acids. NCBI's taxonomy places the organism in Eukaryota, Fungi, Ascomycota, Dothideomycetes, Pleosporales, Dothidotthiaceae. Gene Ontology annotation, biological process: amine metabolic process. Gene Ontology annotation, molecular function: primary methylamine oxidase activity; copper ion binding; quinone binding. The transcript has 4 exons.
UGACGCGGUUGAGCUUCCAUGACAACGGCUCUCGCAGCUUUCGCAGUGACGGGACAAGCCUGGAGGUUGAGAUGCACGCAAACGCAUCAAAUAGUUACAAAAGCGGGGAAUGUCGAUGCGACACCGAGAUACGGCAGAUCCACUAUCUUAUCGACAUCUAGUUGUGCUCUAGGUGUAGCAGGCGAAAAUGGGCACGUUAGGUAACAGACGCAGGCUCGGUGGAUCCUCACUCAGGCCGCGACGGUAGAGAAGAUUCUAUAAAUCCAAGGUCAAGCCUCAUCCUUUGCCAACGAACUUUCGAAUUCGAAAUUUUGAACCCUUGCUCUACUCGAAGAUGUCGACACAAUUCGCCACCGACACAACAUCACAGGCCGCCAAAACGGUGGCCUCACAUCCUCUUGCGCCGCUCUCAGAAGCGGAGAUCACGACAGCGGCAAGCAUCAUCAAAGCUUCGUGGCCAGCACCCACAGAUCUACAAUUCAAAGUUGUGACGUUAGAAGAGCCACCGAAGAGCGAGGUCCUGCCGUAUCUGCAGGCAGAACAUAGUGGGAAGACACGACCUACUGUUUCGAGGAAGGCAUUUGUAAACUAUUACAUCAGAAAUACCAACAAGUACCACGAAGCAGUAGUGGAUUUGACCUCUGGUCAAGUAGUACGAAAUGUUCUCCUUGGCCCGUUUGUUCACGCCAACUUCGACGGAGAGGAAAUCAUGGCCAUUGAGAAGCUCGUGUUUUCAGACGAGAAAGUAGAAGCUGAAAUCGCGAAAUUGAACCUCCCAGAAGGCACAGUAGUCGUCACAGACCCCUGGAUCUAUGGCUCUGAUGGUAUCGACGACUCGGACAGGCUGGCACAGUGUUUCCUUUAUUUGAGAGACCCCAAGAAUUCCUCAGAAGCCGACUCGAACCAUUACGCGAUGCCGCUCCCAAUCUCACCUGUUGUCAGCACAGAGAGUAUGAAGGUUGUUCGAGUCGAUAUCAUGCCAACAGGUACGGAUAACACCAUUAAGCCACUUGGGCCGUACAAGAUUCAGCCACCGAACGAGUACAUUCCAGAAGCACAAACUCUGCGAACGGACCUGAAGCCUCUACAUGUCGUCCAACCAGAAGGAGCUAGUUUCCAGGUCAAGCAAGAAGGCAUGUCGAACGUCUUGUCGUGGCAGAAAUGGAACUUCAGGGUUGGGUUCAACCAGCGCGAGGGCAUGGUUCUGUACGACGUCCGAUAUGAUGACCGCAGUCUGUUCUAUCGCUUGAGCUUGUCGGACAUGAACAUUCCUUACGCCGAUCCACGACACCCAUACCACAAGAAGUCGGCUUUUGACCUCGGUGAUGCAGGUGCUGGUAUCAUGGCGAACAACCUCAAGCUUGGGUGCGAUUGUCUUGGGUCGAUCUACUACCUGGAUGCGGUUCUCUCGACCGACAAGGGAGGCGUUAUUGAGAUGCCCAAUGUAGUGUGCGUCCACGAGCAGGAUGCCGGCAUUCUCGCCAAGCACACUAAUUAUAGGACAAACCGAGCAGUCGUCAUUCGAUCGCGGGAGUUGGUGUUGCAGUCGAUCAUCACCGUGGCAAACUACGAAUACAUCCUCGCCUUUAUCUUCGACCAAGCCGGACAGGUGACCUACGAAAUUCGAGCGACGGGAAUAUUGAGCACCCAGCCCAUCGAUGAAGGCAUUGACGUUCCGUUUGGCACCAUUGUCCAUCCCGGCGUACUCGCACCGCACCACCAGCAUAUUUUCAGUCUGCGCGUGGACCCCAUGCUCGAUGGCUCCAACGACAACCGCCUCGUUUACGACGAAGCCCUCCCGAUGCCACGCUCAGACUUCAAUCCCCACGGCACCGGCUACUACGUGCAAGAGACUGUGAUCGAAAAGUCCGGUGGCUACGACACCGCAUUCGAGAAGAACGGCACUUUCAAGAUUCAAAACGCGAGUGUGCGCAACCCCGUCAAUGGCAAGCCCGUUGCGUACAAGAUUCAGGCCCCGCCGUUCCAGAAGAUUUUGUCAGACAAGGACAGCUUCAACUACAAGCGCGCCGAGUUUUCAGACCACAACGUCUACGCCGUGAAGUACAAGGAUAACGAGCUGUACGCUGGAGGACUGUACACCAACCAGUCAAGAGGCGGGACCGGUGUGCGGUCAUGGGCUGAGAGGAACGAGGACAUCAAGGAUUCGGACUUUGUGCUGUAUGUGCAGGCUGGUAUUAACCACGUACCCAGAAUCGAGGACUUCCCGAUCAUGCCAGCUGAGAUCUUGAAGAUUCACAUGAAGCCUGUCAACUUCUUUACUAGGAACCCGGCGCUGGAUGUUCCGCCUAGUGAACAGGGCUUCAACAAGAGUACGCUGCUGAACAAGCAGGAUGGGCAGGCGGAGCAGCAUCACCAGGCGAGUGUAGUGGGAGUAGUCGGUGAGGAUGGGACUUGCUGUACGCCGAAGCUGUGAGGGCUUGCGUUUGUGAACAAUGUUGUUAGACGGUGGCUCUUGAUUAGUCGAAAUAUAUGAAAUCAAGUCACAUUCUUUAAUAGGUAACGCGACUUGGCAAAAAU